Molecule: messenger RNA, 5262 nt
Organism: Cordyceps militaris CM01
Lineage: Eukaryota; Fungi; Ascomycota; Sordariomycetes; Hypocreales; Cordycipitaceae
Product: Protein kinase-like domain
Exons: 15
Coding region: 1-5262 (1753 amino acids)
Biological process (GO): peptidyl-lysine monomethylation; protein phosphorylation
Cellular component (GO): nucleus
Molecular function (GO): protein kinase activity; protein-lysine N-methyltransferase activity; ATP binding
Source: RefSeq, a predicted model, not a curated record
AUGGACGACUCCUUUCCCAAGACAGACCAACUCGACCAGUUCCUGUACACUGGAACCGAUGGGUAUGUCGAAAACCUGACGAGAUAUAAACGCAACGGGCUACAUCCCAUCCUCCUUGGCGACAUCCUCCCCAAACCAGGAACCUGUGUAGGGAACCCGGAUGGAGAGCCGCGCUACCGUGUCCUGCUGAAACUCGGCUUCGGAGGGUUCGCUACCGUUUGGCUCGCUCGGGAUCUUGUCGACAGUCGAUAUGUCUCGGUCAAAGUUUGUGUUGGCUCGGACGUUCCAGAUCGGAGCAGCGAAGCGACGAUUCUGUCCGAGAUUCGCAACGACGGACAAGGAAAACCUGGCCAGGAAAGAAUUAUCCAGCUUCUUGACGUGUUUACUAUCCAGGGCCCGAACGGAUUCCACGAAUGUUUGGUGACGGAAGUCGUCUCUUCACUGAAUAAUUUAUAUGUCGUGGACCACUGCUCAUCAGACACCGUUUACCAAAUUUUAGAAGGGUUUGCUUUCCUCCAUGGACAAGGCAUAGCCCAUGGAGAUCCACAUCUCGCCAACUUUGGAAUUGCCCUCCCGCAGUUGGAGCAGUUUAGCGAGGACCAAAUCACCGAAUACUUUGCGAACCCUGAGGUUAUUCCCGUCGUCCCGCGCGAUGCGUCGUUCCCAUUGAGUUCUGUACCACCGUACGUGACUCCCUGCGUAUCGAUUGCAGAGUUUUUGAAGUUGAUGAAAUGCUUCCCGGUGGCGCCGACAAUGUCGAUUAAGAUUUUGGACUUUGGAAGAGCGCACAAGACGAGUGAGAAACUCGCAACUUUGCCGGGGGCAGUACCCAUAAUGGUUCGCCCCCCAGAGGUUGUACUGUACGACAGGUUCGAUGGCAGAGUCGGGUCUGCUUGGAGCAAAUCAGCGGAUAUAUGGGCCCUCGGAUGCACAAUAUACCAGAUCAUGUCCGGCGACGAGCUCAUCUGCACCCGGGGCUCACUCAACGACUAUCUCCUUCGGGCUGUUCGACUCGGCGGACCUCCACCAGAUACCUGGCCCGACAUUUCAAACGUUGAAAACGGGCAUGAAAAUGCAUUCCGACAAACAGGCUCCCAGGACUUCAACAGCCGAGAUGAGGCCUGGGAUAAAUGCGAGGCUAGAGGUAGUCGGCGUGACGGGAAAAUGCCCCUGUUUCUAGACUUGGUCAAGAAGAUGGUUGUGACGAAUCCGGACGAACGGGGUCUUGCGACAAAGCUAUUGAGGCAUAAUUUUUUUCGCAGCCGCACACCUGACGUGAUCGAGCCUCUUGAGCGACAACAACCCGGAUCACGGAGUCAAGAAGAGGCCAUGGAAGCCACUACGCUGCUCGCAUUGCCCCUGGAGCUGCGCCGAUGCAUCAUUCUAGAGAUCUUGAAGCACCGUCAUCGCAAAGCGCCCAUCCUAUCGAACCAUGUUGUGGAGAACCGGGUGCGAAUCCGGAAUCGCUUUGACGACAACUACCCGAUAGAGACCAACAUCUACCUUCGGCAGGAUACGCUAGAACUGAUCGAGGACACGCUUAAGAGGGGCAAGGUGGAAAUUCCGUUUGUGUUGGACGUGAUGGUGGUCAAAGAUGUCGGAUUGCUGCCCACGUGGAUGAGCUGCCCGUACCGACCGGAGCACAUCGGAGAGAUGAAGAUCAAUUUGCGCAUUUUCAGGCCAAACAAGGACGUCGUGCCUUCAGAAUGGAUCCCCGCCGCGCAGUAUGAGGAUUGCCCAAGGCAACAUGGGAUCAACAUUGAUCAGUGGACCGUAAUGGUCGUGAUACUAUUUUACGCCAUGGGAAGAUUCUCAGGCUCGCCAAAGGACACAAUCAAGGCCGGGCCGCCUUCGUUACCAGAAGAGGGCUUGAACAAGCUAAGCCUAGAGGAACAGCCUGAAGCGGUUGAUGCGUAUAUAUCUGCAAAGGCGCCUUACAUCGUCGACGAGAUGCUCAUCGACGUCAAACACUUUGAACGUUUCGCUGAGGGCAAGGUCAUUCGUGGAUUUGUAGCAGACGCACCCAAGUCAAGUCCCUACUAUAGAGAGGGCUAUUACAACUUUGGGCGUCGAAUCUUUGAUGAGUAUUAUGGAUGUGGACCAAGGUUUGAAACAAACGACUACAUAGAACGUCACACCAAGUCAGGAAGAAUGUCUGAUAUACAGCUGUCUUGCUCCAUCGACUAUUGGGCCAGUUACCUCCGGGACAACUGCUCCGAGGACUCGGCCCUGUUCAACCAGUCGCCCAUCCGGAUCUACCUCGACGCCAUGGCCAGAAACAUACGUACAGUUCGACGGCGGGGGGUGAGAGACGAGUUUUUUGUCAUGGCCGGCGGCACGAAUGAGAUAGAUGGGCCGUGGGCGGCUGACAGCUCGUGGGAGACGAUCUUUUGCCUCCCAUUUGAAGCGGAUGACGUUGUGACGGCGUUCAAAAUAGAGAAGAAGAAGAAGUACCAGGACGAGAAUGUGCUGCACUAUUUCAGGCUGGCAAAGAGGCGAAUGGAUCUGGGUGCAACCAAGCAACAAUACGGAGAGCUCUUGGGACAUUCCUUUUCUUCGCAGCCGCACACUGCAUCCCGAUCGACAAACUCGAUCUCGUCAUCUUCAACCACUGUGACUCUUGAAUCAUGCCAUGUUUUUUAUUCUGAAUCCAUGGAGGCUUGGCUGAAGCAUUCGGGGGCUGUAGGUGUGGACGCCAUAGAGGUUGCUGAUUUUCCCGUCACAGGGCGCGGUGUCAAAGCACUGCGUAGCUUCAAAAAGGGAGAACGCAUCCUUACCAUCCCAUCUGCUUGCCUGUGGACGGCGGAGGCGGCGCGCGCCGAUCCGCUCCUUGGCCCGGUUCUUCGCUCUGCGCAGCCGCCCUUGUCGGUCGAAGAUACGUUGGCCAUCCAUCUCCUCUUUGUCAAGUCGCGAACAGCAGGCUAUGAGGGCCAGCGACUUCAUAUAGCGGCGAUGCCGCAGCGCCACUCGGCAAGCAUCUUCUUUGCAGAGGACGAGCUGCAAGUCUGCGAGGGAUCGUCGCUGCACACACUCACCACGCAGCUGGAACAGCGUGUGCAGGACGACUUCAGGCAGCUGCUUGUGCAGUUGCUGAGCCAGCAUCGUGAUCUCUUCCCGCUGGACCAAUUUACGAUAGAAGACUACAAAUGGGCUCUUUGCACAAUAUGGAGUCGUGCAAUGGACUUUGCAGUCUCAGAUACGACUUCAGUUCGGCUCGUGGCACCUCUGGCAGACAUGUUGAACCAUUCUCUCGACGUAAAGCAGUGCCAUGCUUACGAUCCAACGUCCGGAGACCUCUCCAUCCUUGCCGCGAAGGACUACCAAGUCGGAGAUCAGAUAUUCAUUUAUUACGGAAGCGUGCCGAACAAUCGGCUUUUGCGUCUUUACGGCUUUGUCCUGCUGGACAACCCCAACGACAGCUACGACCUCGUGCUCCAGACGAGCCCAAUGGCCCCCCUCUACGAGCAGAAGGAAAGACUCUGGGCGCUGGCAGGGCUCGACUCAACCUGCACCAUCCCCCUCACCGCGAAGCAUCCGCUUCCGAAGAACGUGCUUCGUUACCUCCGAACCCAGCGGCUGGACGCAGCCGACGUCGCAGAUAUGACGCUGCAGCUGCUGAAUGGCACCGACGGCAAGGUCAAUGACGGCAACGAGAUACAGGUGUUGCAGUUCUUGAUCGAUUCGCUCGGCAGCGUUCUGGAAGGCUUCGGCAUCCCGCUGGAAAAGCUCGAGGCACAGCUCGCGGGUGGCUUCUACCCCGCGGGGGGCAACGCUUGGGCCGCGGCACAGGUUAGCGCGGGCGAGCAGGGUAUCUUGACACGGGCCAAGAAGACGGCCGAAGAUAUGCUUGCAGCCGUUACUCGUCCGCUGGCGACGCAGUGCGCCAACUGCGGAAACGGGUCUGGCGCGUUGAUGUCGUGCGGCAGAUGCAAGGCUGUCAAGUACUGCAAGAGAGAGUGUCAGAUUGCGCACUUCAAAAACCACAAGGCCACAGGUGCGUGGGGCACGGCCAGCCUCAAACCGCCGAGUCGUGACGAUGCUCCCCCUCCACAAACAAAAAUAUCCAGUCAUUUGUGCAGAGAGACCAUCCCUCCCCUUCCCCCCGUUGCCGUGACUCCGCCAUUCUUUCUCGAGUAUUACAAGUCCAUUACGAUGCCACCCAAAACGCGACAACACGUCUACGACAGAGUCGCCGCUGCCACCGCUAUCGCUCGCACCACCACCACCCCCCGCUGCACAAUGCAAACAACGUCCGCCAACACCAGCCAUAACCAAGCAGCCCAGCCUACACCCGGACAAAAGCCCCAGGCAAAUGAUGCGCUCUCACAUAACAUGGGGGAGAUGCUUGUUUGUCGCAUUCAUCCUCUCUGCGGAACUGAUGCCCACCGCAUCACCGCCGAGGAGCUGCGACGCGACUGGGACAUUGUGGUUCAGAAACUCGAUCUGCGCACCGGACAGGCGGAACACGGGCAGGCCUUCAUCCAACCUAUCCCGCCCGACGAGAUCCGCCGCUGGCUUGAUGAGCUCCGUCCGUGGGAUGCGGAUUGCGCAGAACCCCAUGACUUUGACCUGCCAGACUCGUACGAUCCGUACUAUGAUCCCCGCGUCGGCGAGUCCGUUUCGUUUGGCAUUCGGCGCGUGGCCUAUAACUAUAUUGGCAAACAAACUGGCUCCCCUGCAAGCAAGUCCCACGCUCUUCCUUACCUGAAAAGGCCUUGCGUCUCGACCCCUACGCUUGCUAACCUUGGUAUGAAUAGCCCUGGGGUGAAGCACCUCUCGUCUUCCAACUCCAAUAUUCACCAUUGGGAUGUUACGCAAAUGUUCCACCAGUGUGAUCCCGCCACGAUCCGAAAACACCGUCUGCAUUCCGCAAUCCCCCCCAGCAGUGAGCUCCCGCAUCUAAGUUGCUUCCUACACGAUGAUGAGAUACUCGAAAGCGACGGGGGGCUGUCCACCGCCGAACUCAUUACCAUCAUGGUCUGCGCAUUGCGGCAGGCGACGAAUCCCAUGUAUACCCAUGCUUCGGUUAUUCCAAUUGUCGUCUUCUCUUGCUCCGGCCGCCAGGUCCGUAUUGUGCAGGGCUGUAUCGACUUUCGCCACUAUCAGUUCGACGUCCGCUGCUCUGACAUUCUCGACUUCAACGAGGGAGGCAUGCGCCGUACCAAAGAGAACGAGCAGCGCUUCUACACCUUCCUCGGCUGGAUCCUCGGCAACCCCGUCGGGAACAUCAAGGAGCCGCAGCACCCCGGCAGCAGACGCUAG